ACUUUUAUUUAAGGGAGUCUUCCCCCUUUGAUGAUUCUAUCUUAUUCUUAUCAUCAUCAAUCAGUUCCUUCAUAAACAAACAAACUCAGCUUGAACAUCUUUUAGAUUGCACCAGGAGUGCCUUGAACACAACUACCUUGAAGGUUAAUAGACGAUACAUUUACGAUACCCAGCAGACUAAGACAGUCGAGCAAAUCACUUCAACUAUACACCACAUACAACUGUUCAACUUUACAAAUAUCACAAUGGCUUUCGGAUCUUCUCGCACCAGAACCUCUUCUGAGGAGCAGCGCGGACGAAGCACUGAGCCAAUUCCCCUCAUGGAGUCUAAGCAACGAACAAACUCCUACUCCAGCGAGUUCUCGACCCAGUCUACGGCAUCUUCCACAACCAAAGCUUCCCGCUCUUGGUUCAAGGCCGCACCUCAGCCAGUAAACAACGUUACCUAUUGUGGCCGCCAUUCAAGCCAGUUCCUCUUUGGCGGCCCUUCUCUGGCUGAUCUCGCCCGGGCGAUGUUGGGCAAGGAUUGAAGUGUCAGCUGUACGAGCACAUACGAACAAGAACAAAGAAACCCUGCCCUGCAGCAUCACUAUAGCAUGACCGCCUAAUCACGCCAAAGCAACACAACACCUUAUGCUGGCUGUUUCACACUCACUCAUCGUCACUGGCUGGUACGGGACGGACACUCUCAUUCAUUGGGAAGCGUGGCGUCUUUGGUAUGGUUAAAAACAAUUCUCUAUCCAACCAGGCGCAAUUAGGGAAACUGUUUUAAAAGUCGGGGUGGGAAUGACUGUACCACAAGAGACAUGAUACCAUUAUGUGUAACAAUACCUAUUACAAUGAGUCCAUGAAUUCGAUACAUUUACAAAAUCUGUUAAAACCUGUUUCUAAAAUUGGUGUGAUGUAUAACAAGAAAAAAAAAGUCUGAUCAGGC
This is a messenger RNA of Fusarium redolens, 934 nucleotides long. RefSeq lists its product as uncharacterized. Lineage: Eukaryota; Fungi; Ascomycota; Sordariomycetes; Hypocreales; Nectriaceae. The transcript is spliced from 2 exons. The record is from RefSeq and is a predicted model, not a curated record. Bases 246 to 530 code for a protein of 94 amino acids.